GGGGAUUCUUAAAAAUCAGAGAGACAUAAAAAGUAAUUAGUGAGAAAAUUAAGAAAAACAAAGUCUAUUCCAUACGAAUAAGAGCCUCAGGUAAAAAACUUCAUCAUAACAAGUUCGUUUUAGAUAAUUUAGAGGUUAGAAUUCGUUUUUUUGUUGUUCUGCUCGUUAUUGGGUUUGCUUGAUAUUCUUGUGAUUCUAGAGAUUCUACAUAACACGUAUAAAUUAAAAAAGACAAAGGCUUGUGAUUAAAUUUAUGUUAUAAUUUAUAAUCUAUAGUCUAUAUAGGUAGAUGUAUUUAUAUGUAUAAAAACGAAGGUUCAUCGAUGAUCCUGCCUUGUUUUUAGUCUUUUAGGUUAAGAGUUAAUUUUUUAAAAGAUGGGUUAUUGGAAGUCGAAGGUUGUUCCAAGGAUGAAGAAAUUGUUCGAGAAGAGUCCAGCAAAAAAGGAAGUUGUUGAGGAGGAGAAGCCACGAGAGGUGGAAGUCGUGGAGGAGGUCGUCGUGAAAACCGAAGAACCGGCCAAGGAAGGAGAAACUAAACCGGAGGAAAUAAUUGCAACCGGCGAGAAAGAGAUAGAAAUAGUUGAAGAGAAGAAAGAAGAGGCUAAACCGGUGGAGGUUCCGGUCCUCGCAGCUGCGGAGGAGAAGAAGCCAGCCGUAGAAGAGGAGAAGAAGACGGCGCCGGUGGAAGAGAAGAAGCCAGCUGUGGAAGAGGAGAAGAAGCCUGCCGUGGAAGAGAAGAAACCUGUGGAGGAGGAGAAAAAAGAAGUUGUUGCCGCUGUUCCGGUGGCUGAAACUCCUUCGACUAAGGCUCCCGAAACUCCGGUGGUUGAAACUCCGGCCAAGGCUCCGGAAACUCCGGCGGCUGCGCCACAAAAGGCUUGAAUUUUCUUCAUGGUACAUUUUUCUAAAAAAAUAUUGAUUGUCUUUGUGUGGAUAAUUUAUUUUCUUUGUUUAUUUGUCUUAUUAUCCAUGUGAAUUUCCUCUAUAAAUUAAUUUGCUUGCUUGAAUUAUAUAUUCUUAUGAUCCAAAUCCUCCAUUUCUAAA
Molecule: messenger RNA, 1044 nt
Organism: Arabidopsis thaliana (thale cress)
Lineage: Eukaryota; Viridiplantae; Streptophyta; Magnoliopsida; Brassicales; Brassicaceae
Gene: MAP18
Product: microtubule-associated protein 18
Exons: 2
Coding region: 376-882 (168 amino acids)
Cellular component (GO): cytoskeleton; plasma membrane
Source: RefSeq, marked reviewed